CCCUCCCUCGACGACCGUGCGCUGAGCGCAUGCGCCUUGAGAGGCCGGUUGGGGAGACAUGGAGAACUGUUUGGCGGCCGCGGCGCUGAACGGGGUAGACCGACGUUCCCUGCAACGCUCGGCUAGGCUGGGUCAAGAAGUGCUGGAGCGGGCCAAAAGGAGGGCGGUGGACUGGCAUUCGGUGGAGCUUCCCAAAGGCAGCGUGGGGGUCAUUUCCCGGGAGCGGCCCUACAGAGAAAGAGGGCUGGCAGCCGGCCCCCAUCGCCUUCUCCCAGGAGAGAGAGAAGAAAGACACCCAACCCUCAGUGCUUCCUUCAGAACAAUGGCUGAAUUCAUGGACUAUACCUCAAGUCAGUGUGGGAAAUAUUAUUCAUCUGUGCCAGAGGAAGGAGGGGCAACCCACGUCUAUCGUUAUCACAGAGGGAAGUCGAAGCUGCACUUGUGCUCGGACACUGGGAAUGGUCAGAGAAAAGACACCCCCCUUGGUGUCGGAGGCAUCCGUCAGACGUCAGAGUGUGCGCUAGAGGCAUCCCAGCCUGCUGAGAACAUCUCUAAGGACCUCUACAUAGAAGUAUAUCCAGGGACCUAUUCCAUCACUGUGGGUAUAAAUGACUUGACCAAGAAGACUUACAUGGUAGCAGUUGAUUCAGGACAAAGUGUGGACUUGGUCUUCCCCAUAUGAUGUUGACCAUCACAGACAUCGCCUUUUUCUUGUUUGUUUUUUAAGUAUCAAGAAGAAUAAAGCUACCAUAUAUCCUCUUAAAGUUUACACAUUAAUCCUGCUUUUAAUGCUGACUGUAGAGGGUCAGCCUUCCUAGGAACUGGAGUUUGUCUCUUUCAGUGCCUAUUUUAACUUGAAAGUCCCUUCACCCUCUUCUGCCUGAAGUAAUAAUGUAAUGAUGCUGUCUGAAUAGUUUUUACUGCUUGCUUUCCAAGUAAAGGUUAAUUAUGAUAAUAAAGUGAGAAAUUUGGAAA
Molecule: messenger RNA, 975 nt
Organism: Lagenorhynchus albirostris (white-beaked dolphin)
Lineage: Eukaryota; Metazoa; Chordata; Mammalia; Artiodactyla; Delphinidae
Gene: AKIP1
Product: A-kinase interacting protein 1
Exons: 6
Coding region: 59-682 (207 amino acids)
Biological process (GO): regulation of non-canonical NF-kappaB signal transduction
Cellular component (GO): nucleoplasm
Source: RefSeq, a predicted model, not a curated record